GAAUGGAAUAGAAUCAUCGCAAGAGAGAGAAAGAGGGAGGAGGACAGCACAAAUCAACCUGCCUCUUGACUUUAACAACAUAAAAUAGAGGAGCCAGUAGACACAGAGAUUGGGAAGUAUCUCCGUGUUGCGCUGCUUUAUUUUAUUUUUGGAGAGAGGAAGAGAAGAGCAGACAGGAGGAACUGAAGGCGGAGGAGGAGAAAGAGCCUCACUGUGGUGAGAGAUAGCAGAAAAAUGCUGUCAUGGGGAGAGAAGGGGAGGUUGUCAGCAGAGAGGAACAGGAUGGAACGAGGCAGGGUCGAGCAGAGCUGAAAUGUGGAGCUGGACAGAGGACAAGACCGAAAAGGAAGCUGCAGGCACUGAAGAGUGCAGAUGAAUGGACAUCAUGUUAGAGGGGCUGAUGCACACCGAACUUCUUUUGCACUGAGGACAGAGGCUCCAGUAAUGAUCCUCUUCUCCACUCUCCUCAGAAAGAGGCACCCUGUAACAGGAGUAGCACCUAAAUACACAUCUGCAUACCUGGAAGGACACCUGCAAUGAGAAUCAGCUUAAACGUUUGCCCCAGAUUUCUUCAUUUACACUUAGAACCUGUUGACUUGCAAAAACAAAUUGUGACACCACAGAGAAAUCUAUGAGAGCCCAAGGUUUGAGGAAGAUCAACCAUCUUAAUUGGUGUGAAUGAGGACUAUAUUUGUUGCUUUCAUUCCAAGGGGUUUUCAUCUUUAUACACAGCACUCCUGUCUCACACCAGCACCAUAGAGACCAGGACAGAAAUUUGACUGAGGGGGCACAAAGCUCUAGACCAAAGUGGAGAAAAGAUUGUUGGACUUGAGGCAGUCUCUCAGACACCAUGCAGUCAGAUGACCUUUUCAUACGCAAGUUUCGCCGUCAGAACAUGCGGCCGCCUAUUGCCACUGUCAACUUUGACCCCAAACGUGAAGCAGGUGUGGUGGAGUGGCCACCCAGGAGGGACGGUGAUGGAGCUGAUGGUGACAGCCUCACUCCAAGUCGUGUGGGGCUGAACCUGAGGUCGGUGGGUCGGGGCCACAUCAUGCAGAGAAGUAACAGUGAUGUGACCUUAGGAGACUUGGACCCUUCUGGGAAAACAGGGGGGAAAGCAGCUCGGGCAGUUGGUGAAAAGGUAGGUGCAGGAGCUCAGGGGGACUCGGGUGUGCUGCUACACAGGGAAUACGGCAGCCUGUCCUCACUGGAAAGACAGACGCAAGUCCAGGAACCAAGCACAGAUGACCAGGGGCCCCUAAGUCCAUGUGCCCUCCGCUUCAAAGACCCUUUCCUGCUUUUAGGACUGCAGGGCAACCCUCCAGAGCCUGAUGGUUUUUUUCGGGGCCUGUCUGUUUCCACAGGAGAAUCACCAAAACCUGCCAAGCCGCCAAAGCCUGAAGGUCUAAGUAAGAAGACCAAACCCCCUCAGAUCCCUCAGCUGGGUCCAAAUGACAACAUUGGCGGUGGGGCAUGGGUGAGAAACUUUGCGCACUAUGAUGUUCAGAGCAUUUUGUUUGACCUCACUGAGGCAGCCACUAACAGAGACAGCAUUGGGCGGAAAAAGAAUAUCACCUCAGGGGCUUCAGCUGCCUCCCAGCUGCGCCCUGUUUCCCAGGCCACCCCAUCCUCACCUGCGCAGGGUGGGGGAGGCGGCAUGGGGAUUGCAGAUGACCCUGAGCAGUCGCUGCUGUUGGACGAAGGGGAUGGCAAUGAUAAUGAGCUCCUGCUCAGUUGUCCUCACUUCCGUAAUGAGACGGGAGGAGAAGAGCAGGUGGGUCUGGGUCAAUCUCAGGGCAGGCGGGGACUCUGGUCGAGCCUGCGAACCCCCAACGAUGCUGUGUCAGUCCUGGAGGAGCCCAGAGAGAGUCACGUGCAACAGCAGGGCAAAAGCAACUACUUUAUAGAACAUGCAGAUCUUGGAGCCCAUUACUAUCGCAAAUAUUUCUACAUGAAAGAACACCAGAAUUUUUUUGGCAUGGAUGAUCGCCUUGGCCCAGUGGCCAUCAGUUUCCGUCGAGAGGAGAAAGAAGGAUCCAGUGGAGCUCAGUACAAUUACAGAAUCAUCUUCCGCACCACAGAGAUGAAGACGCUGCGAGGUUCCAUCUUUGAGGAGUCAGUGCCAUCUGCUGCUCGUCACACGACCCCCAGAGGCUUGUCUCCCAAGAGGCUGCUGGAGUUCAUCAUGCCUGAACUGAACCUGCACUGCCUUCGCUUGGCCUCAAACUCCCCUAAAGUCCGGGACACCCUGCUGAAGUUGGAUGAACAGGGGCUGAAUUUCCAGAGGAAGGUUGGGGUGAUGUAUUGCCGGGCCGGGCAGAGCUCAGAGGAAGACAUGUACAACAACGAGAGCUCUGGGCCAGCAUUUGAGGAGUUUCUGGAUCUGCUCGGGGAGCGGGUGCGGCUGAAGGGCUGGGAGAAAUACCGAGCUCAGCUGGACAACAGGACGGACUCAACUGGGACGCAUUCCCUCUACACCCGUUACCAGGACUACGAGAUUAUGUUUCACGUGUCCACUAUGCUACCCUACACAGCCAACAACACACAACAGCUGCUGAGGAAACGGCACAUCGGUAACGACAUCGUGACGAUCGUGUUCCAGGAGCCAGGCGCUCUGCCCUUCACUCCAAAGUCCAUUCGCUCCCAUUUCCAACAUGUCUUCAUCAUCGUUCAGGUUCAUGAGGCCUGCACUGACAACACCUAUUACAGGGUGGCUGUGACACGCUCUAAAGACAUGCCAUUAUUUGGCCCGCUGUUCCCUAAGGGUGCCCGAUUCCCUCGCUCACCUGCUUUCAGAGACUUCCUCCUGGCAAAGGCAGUAAAUGCAGAAAAUGCUGCUGAAAAGUCAGAAAAGUUCCGCUCCAUGGCCACUCGCACACGGCAGGAAUACCUGAAGGAUCUGGCUGAAAACUACGUGACCACGACACCCAUUGACUCCUCCACAAAGUUCCCCCUGCUCUCUCUAGGAGGUAAGCGCAAAGACAAGCUGAAAGGCGCCAAAGGGGCCGAGCUGCACAGCGCCGGGGCGCUGGUGUGGGCGGUGAUGGUCAGCAGCGAAGAGGAUGGGGAGGCAGUAGAGCACAAGCUCCAGUGUCUGCUUGGGGUGUCAGCCGAAUCAGUGGUGCUCAUUGAGAGGUGCACACGCAGGGUGGUGUUUAACUGCUCCUGUCGAGAUGUCAUCGGCUGGAAGGCGGUGAUUGAGACUAAGGAUGGGGGGCCCUGCCUGGAUAUCUUCUACGAGCGUGGGGAGUCUGUGUCAAUCAGUGUGAUGGAGAACCAGGGAGACGACAUACGAGAGGUGGUGCAGAGGCUUGAGCUGGUUACACGGGGAUGUGAGGCACUGGAGGUCACCCCCCUGCGUGAUGGAGUCGGGCAGCCCGGCUUCCUCAUGAACGAGGAGGGCUUUGUGACGGAGCUGCAGCGGUUCUGCUACGCUGAGAGCGGAGGCCUGCAGCUGUGGGCUCGUGUGGUGCGGCUAUGCGGACACUCGCUGGUUCACCUGAGCCCUGAGGAGAGGACCAGGCUGCUCCGCACUGCACACAAGAUCCACAUCACUGUCAUUCCACCGGAUGAGAACGGCAAACCUCGCAGAAGUUUCUCUGAGCUGUACCAGAAGGCCAUCAAGGAUGUAGAGUGUAAGCCUGGCGAAGAUCAGUCAGGAGAGGCCUGGGUGCUGGAUGAGAGAGAAGAAGAGGAGGAGGAAGAGGAGGAAGUGAAAGAAGAUAAGAUGAAGGCGGGUGGGGUCAAUGAAGCACACUUAAUGGAGGUGCAGGUGGAGGCUGAAGAGCAACUGUGUGAUGAAGGGCAAAAUGGAAGAAGCCACAGUUUGCUUCUCAUGCCACCGAGCCUACCUUUGUCACGAGCCACUUCGCUGCAAGACCAACCAGCCAAUCGGAGCCUGGAGGGCCGCGCUCUGCAGCUCACACGUAGCUACUCUUUGGAGAGACAGCCGUCUUACAGGGAGGCAUGUGAUGGGCAUGUGUAUGAAAAUGUGGAGCGCAAGGUGGAGCGCCACAUUUAUGAAAACGUCGGGGAGCUGAGAGAUGCCACACCUGACCUGAUCCUGGCUGUCAAACCCAAGGUUCCACUGGAGGAUGAACAGUUCAUGGGGGCAGAGUUUGGUGAUGACAAAGCUUCAGUGAGUGACUCCUCUCUCUCGUCUUCCCGGUUGUCAUGUGCAGACCGAGCUGAAAGAAAUUCAAGAGCCCUGAGUCUUCAUAACUCCAUCACCAAGAUUCUCUCAGAGACAACAGAUUCAACUGAGGAGGAGUGGCAGUCCAUCGCUGAUCUGGCCACAGCCUGCCGUAGCAUCCUGGAGGCUUUGUCACGAGAGGACCGAAAAGCUGGAGACCCCUCCCAAGGAGGAGCUGACCAGACUGACAGCAAGCUGAAAGAUUCAAAGGAGAGUGACUCUCCAGGCCACCUAGAGGAGAAGGUAUCGCAGCUGGAGGCCAUGCUGAAGAAGCUACAGGAUGACCUGCAAAAGGAGAAAGAGGACAAGGCGAUGCUGCAGGCCGAGGUGCAGAGCCUCAGGCAGAACAACCAGCGGUUGCAGGAGGAGUCGCAGAGCACAGUGGCCCGCCUCAUCAAAGUCACAGAGCUGCUGUGCAACGUCAACAAGCCCUGUUAACUUCACCACUGCACGCACAAACACACAAAUCAGCAGCAAGAUGCAAAUUGUACAGCGCUCUUUUACACUCAGCCCACUUAUUUGGUUCAAACAUCACAGCUGUGCUCUUCAGUCUGUGCAUUGCAACACUCUGUCCUGAAUCCUGGACCUGCCUGCUGGUGAGGGAGUAUGCAAAUCGACCGAUUUAACAAAAAAAAAAAAAAAAAAAGACAUUUUCAACAUCCUGUCACCUUCAUAGACUGAUCCUUGUGUAGCGCUCAGGCUGUUGUGCUGGUGUACUAUGCCAGAGUGCUUCUUUUGGUGUGUGUGUGUGUGUGUGUGUGUGUGUGUGUGUGUGUGUGUGUGUGUGUGUGUAUGUGACCCAGGAUGUGUCUGUAAGUGUGCAUCUUUUACUGUACCUUGCUUCAAAUACUUGACAAACUGGUUGUGAAUAGCACUUGCAUAAAAAGUGGCAAUUAAGACAGUGAGACAUUGAAACACUGGAUACCAUGUUUGGUGGUGUGCUAUACAAAAUGACCAACAAAGUGAGUGUGUGUGCGUGUGUGUGCGUGUGUGAACAGUAGUAUUGCUAUCUUCUCUGCCAGAUGUGUAGUUGCGACAUCUGAGAGUAACUCUGCCAGGCACUGCUAGUGUGGAAGGCCUCAAAAUAAAACAAGAAAGAAAAAGAAGAUGACAAUGACACACCUGAAAUGAUGCUAACUAACUCACCUCAGAGCAAGGUCUGUUACAUAAGGACAUCAUUGUCUGCCCUCUUCACUUCUCAGCAGUACUGUAUUUAAAAACCUCUGGAGUUAUUAGGCAGAGACAAUUAAACCCAUAAAUUAAGAGACAAAAUGGGGGGGGGCAACACUGAACUGAGCAUGCUUGUUCAUUCUCGAAGUGUGUAUGAAACUGGUAAUAAAGGGAUACCUCCCCUGAAGACACACACGAUGGCAGCAAGAACUGCUUCGACUUCCCUCUGCUACUGCCUGUAGCUGUUUUCUUCUAACCUCAAUAUUGUAGCAGCCAUACUGUAGAAGAUCUCCUCCUGCUGGCCUGAAACACAAAAUGCCAAAAGGCAGCUUUUCUUUCAGCUGGCAAAAUAGCUUUAGGUGUGUGAAAAAAACACCUUGAACUAAUAGUGAAAUACAGCAUAUUGUAUUUAAAUGUGUUUUCUGUUUGACAGAUGUCCUCAGUGACUAUUUUGAGUAAUUGAUUAGUAUGAUUUAUGAGCAGCAGUGGUAAGGACAGUAGGUGAAAUCUUACCAUUCCACCCUGAUGUGUGUCUGUGUGUUUCCAUGUCAUUUUUGCACUUUUUAUUUUUUGUAAAAUCGGCACUAGAGAGGGCACAUACUGUACUUUAUUUAGUCUGUCCAAGUUAUGUCUUGCUCAACAUAAAAAGAAGGUGGAUAAGAUCUCAUCCCCCCUGACACCACCUUACCUCACCUUUUUUUGUGUCCACUGCUGAUGGCGCCAUUAUCAAAUGAGUGUUCAGGAGUUGGACUGCUUCUCCUCAGUGCCAACAAAAAGCCCGGCAGCACCGAAAUCAACCAGAACUGACUCAACCACAAACUGAACUCACAACUGCAAACUCUGAACUCCAAAAGAAGGGAUGCCAAAUGUUGUCCGGUCACUCAUACUCUCUUGUUUCUUGUACAAACUUCCUCUUGUAAUUUUAUUUUAGAGUCACUGUGAAUACCUGGUACCAGCAUAUUAAGAUACAGUAUAUACAGAUUAAAUUAUGAAUCUAAACCUUAUCAGUAUGUGAAGAUACUGUAUGUACAGCUGAGCUGUUCAAUGUUACUUAGUGCAUUGGGGUUGUGUAUGCCAUCCUUUUGCAGGAUGAUUAUGCAGACAAGUGUUCAUCGUGGCCGUACAGGCUCCUGUUCCAUCUCCUGUACAUGCUGAAGCCUCUUGAUUGAACAGGGAGACACCGGUGUGAGAUGACCUCUUUUACUGUGUCCUGUACAGUUAUUUAGAUUGUAGGAGGUUGGUCAAGCAUGAGAAUGUGCCAAGCAACUUCCAAGCCCCCCCUCUGUAUCUGUGUAUGUAUAAAAAUGUAACUUAUUAAUCAUGCAAAUGUGGAUUUUCUUGUAGCUGUUAAAACUGGAGGAAAGUCAUAAGGAAAAAUGUGAAAUGGGGCAGCAAGGAAAGGCGGGCUUGGGAAUUUUUUUUUUUUUUUUU
This is a messenger RNA of Monopterus albus (swamp eel), 6793 nucleotides long. RefSeq names its product signal-induced proliferation-associated 1 (gene sipa1). Gene Ontology annotation, cellular component: cytoplasm. The coding region runs from base 851 to 4630 and encodes 1259 amino acids. NCBI's taxonomy places the organism in Eukaryota, Metazoa, Chordata, Actinopteri, Synbranchiformes, Synbranchidae. Gene Ontology annotation, molecular function: GTPase activator activity. The transcript has 16 exons. The record is from RefSeq and is a predicted model, not a curated record. Gene Ontology annotation, biological process: regulation of small GTPase mediated signal transduction.